Molecule: messenger RNA, 400 nt
Organism: Leptonychotes weddellii (Weddell seal)
Lineage: Eukaryota; Metazoa; Chordata; Mammalia; Carnivora; Phocidae
Source: RefSeq, a predicted model, not a curated record
GAUCCUGUCUCAGAAAGAAGAGUGGGAGAGCAGGACUUGGCACCAACCCAGGAGAAACCCACCUCGCCUGGAGGGGCUACUGAGAGAAAGGCGAAGGAUGACAGUAGGCGGGUGGCUAGGAGCGCUCAGGACCUGAGCGAUGUUUCCAUGGAUGAAGUGGGCAUCCCACUCCGGAACACCGAGAGAUCAAAAGACUGGUACAAGACCAUGUUUAAACAGAUCCACAAACUAAACAGAGACACUCCUGAAGAAAACCCUUAUUUCCCUACGUACCAAUUCCCUGAACUUCCUGAAAUCCAGCAAAAUUCUGAAGAGGACAAUCCUUACACUCCUACCUACCAGUUUCCAGCAUCUACUCCUAGUCCUAAAUCUGAAGGUAAUUAAAGGAAAAUCAUGUGCC